Mesorhabditis spiculigera is the source of this 3297-nucleotide messenger RNA. Lineage: Eukaryota; Metazoa; Nematoda; Chromadorea; Rhabditida; Rhabditidae. The record is from the annotation of a GenBank genome assembly.
AUGGCCGCAAGGCAACCAAUGCUUUCGUUUGCAAAAGUGGAAGCGACAGAGCAAAAGGAAGUGGCUGCAGUUGUUGAAGAAGUACAGGAACCACCAGUUGAAUUGACACCAGCCCCACUUCCGGCUGUAAAUGCUUGGUUUAAGAAUUCGGAGAAGCCAGCACAGCCUGAACCUGUUCCAGUUGUUACAGCACCUCCACCAUCUCCACCAAAAGCACCCACCCCGGUCGAAGUUCCGGUUGAGCAUCCGCAGAAGUCUGGCGAGCGGAUGGCAGAUUGGCCGACACUUGGUGAUGCUGUUGUUGAGGAGAAUGGCCCGGUGGUCAAUGGAACGGCGCACAGUCCGCGAGACUCCCCUAAACACAAAGAAGCCGACGACCACGGGGCCAAGAAGGCCGGCAAGGGAUCGUGGAAAAAGAUGGAAAUUGAUGUCGAUUACGGGAAUGCCGGCGCACGGCGAACAACACAGGCUCAUCCCCCACGGGUCGAUAAGCGGAAUCGUCCGCCCAGUCGUAAGGAGGAGGCUCGCGUUAAUGGAGUCGAACAUGCACAGAAUAGCCAUCCCACUGAGGAAACCCCAGCUGAAGAAACGACUGAUUCUUCUGGAUAUUGUAUUGAGGAUCGUCGAUCGAAUGGUGUAUACUAUCAAUCGGGUAUAGCACACGGCUGGAAGAAAGCUGUCAAAGAAGAGGAAAUUGCCCCAGAAAUGGCUGGGAAAGAGCAUGGAGAGAAGAAGGGGCCGGCUAAGUCCUCCACUUCGAUGACCGGUGCCAAAGAAGAGGGUCCGUCUCAGAAUGGAGUCCAGAAACCGGCUCAGAAUCGCUCGGGCCCCAGUGGCAGCGGAUCGUCGCAACAGAACCGCGCCGCCCAACACGGCCAAAACGACUAUUGGCAACGCCCCGGAGGGAAUAAGGAUGGAAAUACCUCGAAACACCCAGUGGCCACUGGCCCAGUUGUGGCCAAUAAUAACCCUCGUCCUCCACCUGGCCCCUCUCAACAACCACCAGCAUUCUAUCAACGGAAUGAUCGUUAUCAGGCCCGUCCGAAUCUUCAUGCUCCCCCGAAAUUGACGCCGGAGCAACGUCGUGCUCGCGGGCCAUUGCCCGAGUGGGAUGAGAUUCAGGAGUACGAGCCCGAUUUCGACUAUAUGCAAUUGAUGGACACUCAAUACGCACAGUACUAUCAAUUGGCUGUGCCUCCAUUCGAUCCGAAUAUUCCUCCAAUGGACCCGGCUAUGGCCACCAUGCUCAUACAACAAGCCCAGCAGCACAUGGCCACUUUUGGAUUCCGCCCACCACUUCCGGUCAUCAUUCCACCGAUCGUUGCCGCCCCUCCGCCAAUGCCCGAUGGCUCAGCCCCAAAUCCGGUCAUCUCGCCCACCGGUCCCAAUAUGGUCUCGCCGCCUGGAGUGCCCCAAAUGCACCCGGACAUGCCGUUAAACACAAAUAUCCCGUACGCCCCGGUGUUCUCCUCGCAUCCGGUCUAUCAACCAAUCUCCGAGCAGGGCUUGAAAGAGGCUGUUCGCAAGCAAAUUGAAUACUACUUCUCCCCCGACAACCUGCAAAAGGACUUCUUCCUCCGCCGGAAGAUGAGCCCCGAGGGGUACUUGCCGAUUGCGCUGAUCGCGUCGUUUCCGCGUGUGCGGAGUUUGACUGAGGAUAUCGCGAUUAUUGUUGAGGCGCUACGCAUUAGCGAUAAGAUCGAACUGAACGAUAUCGGUGAUCUCGUCCGACCGAGCUUUCGCCCAAACACAUGGCCUAUGCCUCCCACCCUAAUUCCCGCUGAACAAGCCGCUGCCGCCGCCGCCGCUGCAGCCAAGAAAAAGGAAGAAGAGGGAAAAGCCCAAGAGGGCCCCUCAACUAGCCAAUCCUCAUCAGCCAGCCAACAAACCCAACCGGAACCCAAAACCACUCAGCAGCAGAAAAGCACUGUAGAAGAAGCCCAACCGUCGGGCAGUUCGAAGGAUGAACCCGAGGUGGAUACUUGGCAGGAGGUGAAGACGAAAAAGAAGAAGCAGGGCCGCGGCGAGCAUCGAGAAUCCACGCGCCAAUCAACCGGAAGCAGUACACAGGCUUCGCAUAGUCAAGCAGAUGAAGCCGACUCAAAUGAACCGCUUUUGGGCGGGGAAUUCAGCGGGAAUACACAGUCUCAGACGCCGCGUCGGCCAGAUCAGAAAAAGGCUACGCGCCAGUCGACGUCAGAAUUCGCGGAAGACAUGAAUGACGACGCCAUCAACAAGCUGAUCAUCGUCACGCCGGCCAAGCGGACAAUGGACCGGACUGGCGACUUCCAAUCCCGCGCCAAAUCUCACUCGGAAUUGGCCGAGGAGGUCGAGCUGGGGCUCCGCCGUUAUGAGGAGGAGCUGUGGGCUGCUGUGCCGGAGGAGCGGUCCCCACCGGCGGCAAAAGUGGGUACGGUCUCAGCGGAGGAGUUCGCGCUGCUGAAGGGGGAACACAAGGAAGAAGCUCCGGAAGAAACGUCACAAACGCCACCGCCUGUGGACCCGAAACCCGAGGGGAAACAGCCAAAUACCGUAUGGGCAUUGAAGGCAAAGGAGCGGCAAUAUGGGAAUGUUGUGCCACGAAGCCCUAUCCUUCGACGAGAGACCGAAGAAUCGAAGGUCCAGCGUUUCUACCCGGUGCCCAAACCGGCCAGCCGCGCCACCGAGAAUAGCCCGAGAAAACAGAAGACGGCCCACAGCGAGAAUCCGCCAGUUGAGAUGCCCGUUGGAUGGGUAUACGGUACCCAGCCGGCUGGUAGUCAGACGACGACGUCGGUCUGCAUGCCAAGCCCGCAUCCGGCGGAAUCGUUGUUGAAGGAGAAUGGAUUUGAGCAGAAUGUCUACUCAGCGUGGAGGGCAAACUGCCUGAAACAGCGCCGUUCGCUCGGCUACGAGUGCACGGAGAUGAACACGCUCUACCGUUUCUGGUCCUAUUUCCUGCGCGAUCACUUCAAUCGCAAAAUGUACGAAGAGUUCCGCGAACUCGCCCUCGGAGAUGCUAGACAGGGCUCCCGCUACGGUAUCGAGGCCCUGUUCCGAUACUAUACGUACGGAUUGGAGAAGAAAUUCCGCCCGGAAGUCUACAAAAAUUUCAUCCAGGACACCGUCGAUGAUUAUCACAAUAAGCAGCUGUACGGCCUCGAGAAAUUGUGGAUGUUUUUGCAACACUACAAGAACGCGAAGCAGCUGAUUAUCCCCGCCGAAAUUGAUGCCGAGCUCAAGAAAUACAAGUCACUUGACGACUUUUGCGUGGUAGGCAAAAAGGACAAAUCGCCGAAAGCUGCCAGCUCGUCCAGC